AUGUAUCAGAGCUUGGCGCUGGCCCAGAGCCCUGGCCAGGCCACCUACGCUGACUCGGGAGCCUUUUUGCACGCUUCGGGAGCCGGCUCCCCAGUGUUCAUGGCACCCACGCGUGUGCCCUCCAUGCUGCCCUACCUGCCUGCGUGUGAGCCGGGCUCGCAGCCUCCCGCGCUUGCCGCACACUCUAGCUGGACUCAGGCAACUGCUGCUGACUCCUCAGCCUUCGGAUCCGGAAGCCCGCACCCGCCAGCCGCACACCCACCGGGAGCUUCCACCUUCCCAUUCGCACACAGCCCCCCGGGGCCCGGCAGCGGCGGCAGCGCGGGGGCCCGGGACAGCGGCUCCUUCCAGGGCGCGCUGCUGGCUCGCGAACAGUACGCGACCCCGCUGGGGAGACCCAUGAGCGCCUCGUACCCCACAACGUACCCGGCAUACGUGAGUCCCGACGUAGCCCCUUCGUGGACCUCUGGACCCUUCGAUGGUAGUAGCAUCCUGCACGGUCUACAGGGCCGCCCUAGUGGCCUCCCUGGCCGACGGGCCACCUUCGUACCUGACUUCUUGGAGGAGUUCCCUGGUGAGGGUCGGGAGUGUGUCAACUGUGGAGCCCUGUCCACACCCCUGUGGCGUCGUGAUGGCACCGGGCACUACCUCUGCAACGCCUGUGGCCUCUAUCACAAGAUGAAUGGGGUCAACCGGCCACUGGUGAGGCCUCAGAAGCGUCUGUCCUCAACCCGUCGAUCUGGCCUCUGCUGCUCCAACUGCCACACUGCCACCACCACCCUCUGGAGGCGCAAUGCUGAGGGAGAGCCUGUGUGUAACGCCUGCGGCCUCUACAUGAAGCUCCACGGGGUGCCACGACCACUAGCCAUGAAAAAAGAGAGCAUCCAGACCAGAAAACGGAAGCCAAAGAACCCUGCCAAGACCAAGGGCUCCUCAGGAUCCACAGCAAACACGGCAGCCUCUUCUUCCACUCUCCACAACACUGAGGGCUCAGCCGCCACUUUGAAGGCCGAGCCCAGUCUGGCAUCUCCAGUGUGUACUGGGCCCACUAUCUCCUCCCAGGCCUCCUCCAGCCCAGCAAAUGAAUCCCUGGCCCCCAAUCAUUUGGAGUUCAAGUUUGAACCUGAAGACUUUGCCUUCACCUCCUCGUCCCUGAGUCCCCAGGCUGGCCUCAGUGGGGUCCUGCGUCAGGAGGCCUGGUGUGCCCUGGCCUUGGCCUAG
This is a messenger RNA of Cricetulus griseus (Chinese hamster), 1221 nucleotides long. NCBI's taxonomy places the organism in Eukaryota, Metazoa, Chordata, Mammalia, Rodentia, Cricetidae. The record is from RefSeq and is a predicted model, not a curated record.